Molecule: messenger RNA, 1074 nt
Organism: Beauveria bassiana ARSEF 2860
Lineage: Eukaryota; Fungi; Ascomycota; Sordariomycetes; Hypocreales; Cordycipitaceae
Exons: 1
Coding region: 1-1074 (357 amino acids)
Source: RefSeq, a predicted model, not a curated record
AUGAAGAUUGCUAUUAUCUAUAUCACCAUUAUCGGGCUAGCCUGCGCGCAGUCUCCUCCUUAUAGGGAGACGCCUCCAGGCCAACAAAUUCUUGAUCAAGCAAUCGCCGGCAUUGGUAAAUGGGGUGGCCCCGGACAGCUGCAAAGCAACCCUCCCAAGAGUCCUAGACCGCCUUAUAAGCACAUGAUAGGGGGUCUUCCAGAGCUCUUCAAGCCCAAGCCUGGCAGUUCUGACUGGAGGGAGGACACGCUCAAGGGGCCAAGAAAGAAGCCUGGCACAGUGUGGCCGAAGAACUCGUCACCAGACUGCCGGAAGCGCGAUUUGUGCGUGCCGGGCUCGGGCAAGCUGCCGAUCGGCGGCAAAAUUCCUUCGGUUGGAGGCACGCUAGUCAAUACAUAUGGGGGGCUAGCAGGGGGGUAUGCGAUCGGGUUAGGAGUCCAGCGACUCGUUGAGGCUAUUCCCGGCGCACCUGAGAAAAUUCAAGAGAUUAUCGACUCUAUUACUCGCUUCCAGGAUGAACAUUUUGGGAAGGGAACCCCCAUGGUCUAUCCGAUCAAUCCUGGAAAGUAUGGCCAUUGCGAAACUGUCCAGCGACCUGACAUUCAUCCCAACCCGGAGUAUCGGAAAGAAUUGAUCCGAAUCAACUGUCCGCCGGGGACAGUAGUUGAAGAAGUGGAAGAGGCCCCGGAAACACCAGCAGAGCCGCCGCGGCAGUGCUUCGACACGACUGGACCUAUACCAUGUGGAGGCGGGCAGACGGAGGUACAGCUGGAUAUAGGACGUGCCGUCUGCGGAAGCUGCGGAAGCUUCUGGGACCCGGAGGGCGGAAAAUGCAGAGAUAUCAAGGGGGCGCUUGUAUGGCCAUCUCUUACGGCUAUAACAGAGAGGGGCCCGACGCCAUCAGGGCAGUGCAACGACUCGACUGGCUCUUUCCCCUGUGGAGGUGGGCAGACGGAAGCAGAGCUUGACAUGGGCUGGGCUGUCUGUAGAGUUUGUAGUGGCUUUGCCUGGGACCCCGAGGGCGGCAAAUGCCGGCAAAAAAACGGCAAGCUCCUCUGGCCACACCAGUCGUGA